Messenger RNA from Micropterus dolomieu (smallmouth bass), 6450 nucleotides. It is a transcript of the gene sema4gb, whose product is annotated as sema domain, immunoglobulin domain (Ig), transmembrane domain (TM) and short cytoplasmic domain, (semaphorin) 4Gb. The transcript has 14 exons. The coding region runs from base 95 to 2749 and encodes 884 amino acids. The record is from RefSeq and is a predicted model, not a curated record. NCBI's taxonomy places the organism in Eukaryota, Metazoa, Chordata, Actinopteri, Centrarchiformes, Centrarchidae. Gene Ontology annotation, biological process: negative chemotaxis; axon guidance; semaphorin-plexin signaling pathway. Gene Ontology annotation, molecular function: semaphorin receptor binding; chemorepellent activity.
UGAAGAAACACACUACUCACGCUCAGUGUUGUCCCUGUGUGUUCAAAGAGAGUGCAAUUGAGGCUGUGCUUGGACCAAGGUCUGUGUGUUAAAUAUGGGAGACCAGAGAUCAGCCCAGCCCCUACUGCUUUUGCUGCUGUCCCUGAUGCUCCUUGCCAGGCUGUCACAGCUGUGGGCCUUCCCCUUCAGCCCAUCCCUGGACCUGGAUGUCACUCCCAGGACUACUGUCUUCUCCAAAGGUCUGUUGGGCAGCGCCUGUUUCACCGGCUCAUCCCAGAACUACAGCACCCUUCUGCUGGAAGAGGAUGCCGGGCUGCUGUACGUGGGAGGCAGAGGAGCUCUGUACGCGCUCAACACCUCCAACAUCUCCACACCUGCAAACCUCAUAAUUGAUUGGGAUGCUUCCCCUGAACAGAAGAAGCAGUGUCUAAACAAAGGCAGAGACAAUCAGACAGAGUGUUACAAUCACAUCCGCUUUCUUCAGCGAUACAAUGAGACUCACCUGUAUGUCUGCGGAACAAACGCCUUCAGACCUCUUUGUGCUUAUAUCGAUGCGGAGCGGUUCAGCUUCUCCUCAGGCCUUGAGGAUGGCAGAGACAGAUGUCCAUAUGACCCAGCAAAGGGAUACACUGGCCUCCUCGUAGAUGGUGAGAUGUUCACGGCCACUCAGUAUGAGUUUCGCAGCUCUCCAGACGUGCGCAGAAAUUUCCCCUUCCCCACGCUCAGGACAGAGGAGGCUCCCACCCGGUGGCUUCUGGAGGCAGAUUUUGUAGGCUCUGUGUUGCUGAAGGAGAGCAUCAACAGCUCCACCGGUGACGAUGACAAGAUUUACUUCUUCUUCACGGAGAGAAGCCAGGAGCAGAUUGCCUACCCUAGCCAGACCAAGGUGUCCAGGGUUGCCCGAGUCUGCAAGACUGACUGGGGUGGCCAGAGGACCCUGCAGAGAAAGUGGACCUCCUUCCUCAAGGCCAGAAUGGUGUGUUCAGUCCCUGAAUAUGAGCUACACCUCAAUAUCUUGCGCAGUGUGUUUGUCCUGCAGGGUCGAGAUGCUCAAAGCAGCAUAUUCUAUGGCAUCUUUGGUCUGGAAUGGAAGAAUAUCAAAGCAUCUGCUAUCUGUCAGUACGCCUUCUCAGACGUGCAGAAGGCUUUCGAGGGGCCAUACAUGGAAGUGCAGGACUCAAAGUGGAGAGAGUUCACAGGGAAAGUUCCAGAGCCAAGACCUGGAUCUUGUAUAACAGAUCUGCACAGGUCCCAGGGCAUCAACUCAUCACGAGACCUCCCAGACAAUGUCCUCACUUUCGCCAGAAGGCACCCACUGAUGGCCAGCCAGGUGCACCCAAUAGGGGUGCGCCCUCUCAUGUUCAAAAGGAGUGUCAACUAUGUCAAGAUAGUCGUGCACAAAGAGCCGGCGUUGGAUGGAAACAUUUAUACUAUUCUGUUUUUGGGAACUGAUGACGGAUGGCUACACAGAGCUGUAGACAUCGAUGGAGAAAUGCACAUCAUAGAAGAGCUGCAGUUGUUUUACAAACCUCAGCCCAUAGAGAGCAUGGUCAUAUCCUCUGCUCUGAGGAGUAUCUAUGUUGGGUCCCACUCUGGAGUCGUGCAGGUACCGAUGUCAUCCUGUCAGAGGUACACUUCCUGUUAUGACUGCGUGUUUGCCAGAGAUCCGUUCUGUGGCUGGGACGGGAAUGUGUGUGUGGACAUAUCUUCACAUGCACACAGGUCAAACCUAACCCAGGAUAUCUUGAGAGGGAUCAGGGGUUGUAAGGAGAAUUCAGGAAAUGUGGUGCAUCGGAGGCGUUCUGUGAUGUCAGGUGACGAUGUGCUACUCCAGUGCGAACUGCGCUCCAACCUGGCAGCUCCGCGCUGGACACUAAAUGGCAAAGAACUCCAGGGGUACGGCCUCAAUUCAGGCUACCGCAUCGGCACAGAUGGCCUCCUCAUAAUCGGAGCUCGUGCCCAACAGAGCGGGUCUUACCGCUGCUUUGCUGUCGAGAACUCUGUCUCAGUCCUGGUUUAUCUUUACACGGUCAAGGUGCACACAGACUCGUACUUCCCUGUGGAGCCCACAGCAACAACUAAUCCCACUACAGUUUCCAGCCUGACUGUUUUCUCUACCAGCAACCCCACUGAGCAGCCUCUGCCAUCACCUCCGGCCCCGCAGCCUCCAGGACCUGAGUUCCAGACCUACAGACACAUGGAGGCCGUGUACAUUUCCUUGGUGGCGGUUCUCGGAGGGCUUUGCUUGGUGUUGACUGUGGUGCUGCUUUAUGUGAGCUUUUGCACCAGACGGGCCCCUCAUAAUCGAAAGUUCUCCCAGCAGGGGCUGCAGGUCCUGGGCGAAUCUCAGAGAAAGAGGAGCUCCCAUUUUGAACUUAAAACCAUCUCCAGCCACUGCAAUGGCCGCCAGGGUCGUCGGUCCAUCUCGGUGCCAACCUUCGGGGACAUAGGUGAUGGCUUCCUCCAGAUAGUUCCAGGUGAGGGCUCUCCAAGCAAAACGCCUCCUCCAGCCCCUCCUCUUCCUAUGCCACCUCCGCUGCCCAACAUGGACUACGCUAAUGGGCUGUCAGCCACUCUACCCAGCGUGCUGAGGAAGAUGAACGGGAACAGCUACGUGCUGCUGAGGCAGGCCGACCCCGAGGGCAUGUCGCCGCUCUACCACUCUUUCACAGAGGAGCUCAACAGGAUCCUGGAGAAGAGGAAACACACACAGCUGGACCUGAUGCAGCCAGAUGAGAGUUCCAUCUAGGACACCCUUCUCAGUCUUUGUCCCACAGUUAUUUAUUUUUACCCCAACGGCGACCCGUAGUUGUGGGGAGAACUGACUGUUGUAUCUGCUGUUAUUAAUCCAGUGUCAGAGUACCUGCAGGCCGUGUCCUAACCUGAUCUGAAAUGUGCAGCCUCCUGUGUCUCCCAUGACAAGUGGCCCAUGAUUUCACUUCAACAUACAAACCAGAGACUGUUGUUCAAAAAGUGAAGCUGUGAAAAAAUUGGCCAUAGACUGCAAAUUACCACGAGUAGGGAGCUUAAUGAUGCUACCUCGGUGUAUACACUCUGGAGACUUGUGAAAGAUGGUCGUCAGAUGAUACAAAAAGACAAAGGUGCAAAAUGGACAUGGGUAAAAGAAAUCCGGCCAGAAAGUGAUCACAUAUUUUUGAGACUGUGGAAAUGUUCAGGAAGUUUUUAGUGCCAUGAAAUAUUAGCCUUAUAUUAUAACAACAAUAUUAGUGAUACUCCACCCAAAAGCUGUCUGUUGUGCAUUGUUACAUGGCGUGUUACAGUAUUUAAGUUAUUGGCCUGCCUUCCACCAAACAUGCCUGCAGCCGGGCCCUACGUUUUGCAAGUUUGACAUGAGGAUGUUUUUAAACAAGCAAAUGCAAGCAUCCCACCGGCAGGACAUACAAGCAGAGAAGAAGAUUAUGCUACAAGGGGAGUUUCAUUUUUUUAACAGUGAAGACCUGUCCAAAUUGAAACCCAUGAUAAUGAUCCAACUAACGAUUGUUUUUACAAUCAAUUAAUCUGACAGUGAUUUUUUUUUUCAAUUCAUUAAAAAUGAAUUUUAAAAAGUCAGAAAAUACUGAAGAAUGUGCAUCACAAUUUCCCAGCCCAAGGUGAUGUCUUCAUAUUGAUGGUAUUGUUGACCAACACCCUAAACCCCACCAAAUAUUUUAAUUAAAAUAAUAAUAAAUAUGUCCAUGAUAAUUUUACGUCCACCUUUCAAGCCCAUAGAGGUGUCUGUUUGAUAUAAAACAUUUUACGUGGAGUAUGGCCUUACAGUAAGAAGCCAGUUCUGUUACAAUGUAUGAGAGCUCAGGUGGUAAAAACAAAUCAUAACAGUUAAAUUUAUUCAAACCACUCUCCUCAUUUCCCUCUGUUCUCAUGUAGAUGGCAAUAAUUACAUCAAUGCUACAGCUGUUAGUAGCAAUGCGUUGUGGCAGUGCCAAUGGAAACACCUGUAGCAAACUGUGAAACAGUUUGGAUUUCUUUUUCCUGGUGUCUUUCUGUUUUUAGUAUCUGUGUGAGAAAAGAGAUACAGUUGUUUGAAAGGCAGCUUGAGUAGUCUUAUUAAAGACCAGUAAAGGAGUCAGUUAGUUUGUGGUCAGACUGAUUGAAUUAACUGAAGACCACAGACUGGCUUCAGGGCUCAGGUGGAUGAGAGGAAACCACAACAAACACUGAAAACAAACGGUUGAGAUACCGUAAAGAAAAUGCUUAUUAGCUGUUUUAUAUUUAAACAGGUAAGCACAUUAUAUUGUCUUUGUCAGACUGAAGCCCUGUUUUUGGAUGGUCAGGCAUCAACAUUAUAGUUUCAUGCCAACUAUUUUAAAGACUGAUGAAAACACUGGAUUCUUAAAAACGAUGUUAUAAAGAGACAAAAUGUUUUUCACCUAGUGUGAAUUACAUUGUUGGACAAUUGUUGGUCCUCUGCUGUGAAAAUGCAGCUCGUUGCUAAAUCAGAGUAGAGAGGACCUUCACACAUGCAACCCACAAAGGCAUCCUCCGUGCUGACCUGACAUCAGAGCAAUGCCAAAACAACAAGAGCUGCGGGGCAGACAGUAUUUCCUUAGCAAGGUGAACAGCACUAUGAUUAAAUAGCACAUGUAUAACUUAAGAGGGAUGUGACAGAAAUGAAUCUCUGAGUGGUUUGUAAACGUGUCACGGGCCAGCGGUAAAUAAAGAUCUGUCUUUCCAGCAAAAUGUUGAAUCAGCUCUUGUGGCAGUGGCUCAGCAGCAGCCCGCUGUGGUGACUCGCAGCGUGCAUUUGUCAGAGCAUCGCUGACAGUAACAGCAGUACUUGGCUCACCUCCACGAAGAGAGGACGGGGGCUGCAUGUCUGUUUGCCUAGAGAGCUGUCGUCUCUGCAGGUGGAAGCAGACAGAAAACAUUUGACCUGAGUGUCCUGGUUAGCCAUGCAGGAAGCAGAUGAUGAUGCAAAGAGGCAGGAGCUAUUUUGCACUUAUAGGUAUGCUUGUCUGCCUUGUAAGCCACUUUAUUCUGACCCUUUUAUGAUUGAGAAAUAAUCCAGAAAAUGAACUCUAUGCAGACUAAUAAAUGUCCUGGUCUGGAUGGAAGAAAUUCUUUCUGACUUAAAGCCUCAAUGUGAUUCAGUCAAAGUGCUUUUCCUGGGGCUCUUUUUUCAGUCUCCGCACAACAGAUUUUGACACUUUUUGUGUGUACAGCGGAGUGCACUUGUGGGAAAUAUAAAUUGAAUUUAGGCAAGAGUGAACUUCUGUGUUUCCCAAACUUUACCGUUUCUCUGUUGCUCACAUGGAAAAUUGUUGCCUGGACAUUCGACCUGACGUGUGUAUCCUGUCUAACCAUUCAGAGAACAGAGGACGAAACAACUGUGACAUGUUGGCAGACACUACUUUGCACUUGCAUGUUUUCUACUUUUUUUCUUGUCAGCCUUUUUAGCCCUUUAGCACUUGUUUUCAUUCUCAUCUUCAUUCCCCCCCCUCUCCCUCUCUGCUGCUUCUUGUUUUUCCAUCUCAUCACCUCUGCAUGACAGUAUCAUCUAUUACUCUCUCUCUCUCUCUCUCUCUCUCUCUCUCUCUCUCUCUCUCUCUUUCUCUUUCUCUCUGUCUCUCAAGGACCCUGCUGAAUUUACAAAUGGCGAUCAUGGCCCCUAAUCCAUUAGAACCAGUUUUCAAAGAGCCCUAGAGUUUGUGUUUGUGAAACCACUGAAUAUUCUGCAUUAGUUUAACAUUAGAGGUAUUGUAAAUGCUGUUCUAACAUUUUUAUCUGAUAAUAUGAUUUGUGAGAUAGUUUUCAUUGCACACAUUUCCCAUAAGAAUCAGACAGCUUAAAUACUGUAUGUACUAAAAGUGCUCAGAAAGAUUAAUGAGGACUGUUAAUUCAGAGAGAGUAAUGGUUUUCUGAUCCAUGACAAUUGAUUCAUGGGAUUUAAUUUUAUUGAAAUCAAAGUUGUAAAGAAAUGUUCUUGUUGUGUUACAUUUUAUUACAAGUUUAAACUUUGUAAAAUGAUUGCAGUAUCUACUGAGUUCAACAUGUUACUGUACUUAACCAUGUAUUAUAUAAAAGUUGUGGACAAUCCUUAACAUGUUGAAAGCUUCAUCUGAAUCUCAGACCAUUGCUGCUGCUUCAUUCUCACUUAAGGACAACCUGUUUACAAUGACACUGGCUCUGGACUGUAUUGUACUAUGGACUUUAGAUAAAAAUAGCUGACAUAUUGGCUACCAGUUUUACACUCAUGUUGUUUCUGUACACACACACCCACAUUGAAGCAAUUGUUUUUGCAGAUUCAAUAACAUUAGUCACAUCCUGCUGUGUCAAUAUGCAACAUGCAGUAUAUUUUAUGUAGAUGUAGAUUAUUUCUCUGGGUGUUGGCCAAAGAAACUGCUGUAAAGUGCUGUUUGCACUGUUAUUUUUAACUACUUUGUUAAAAGUCAUGUAGUAUAUGCCUUUGUAAAGUGUGACACUUUCCAUCAA